Messenger RNA from Drosophila sechellia, 1423 nucleotides. It is a transcript of the gene Ser7, whose product is annotated as serine protease Ser7. The record is from RefSeq and is a predicted model, not a curated record. The transcript is spliced from 3 exons. NCBI's taxonomy places the organism in Eukaryota, Metazoa, Arthropoda, Insecta, Diptera, Drosophilidae. Gene Ontology annotation, molecular function: serine-type endopeptidase activity. Gene Ontology annotation, biological process: proteolysis. Bases 124 to 1317 code for a protein of 397 amino acids.
AGAUCAGUAGUUGAUUGCCAGCCACCGGGGACGCAGCUUUGCCAGCGACUCGAGAAUCAAUCGGAGCGGAAAAUAGGAAAAUUUAAAAUUGAUAGGAAUUAGGAAAUAGGAAAACCUCGCAAAAUGCUCCUGCUGAUAGCGCUUUUCCUGGCCCUUUUGGGGGCUGAGGCCCAGCAAUUUGGCAAAGCUAUCAUGCAUUUUGGCAACUGCAACUCCGUGGAAUUCGGCAGGGGGACCUGUAUCGAGAAGAAGGACUGCGACUUUUAUGCCGUUGAUAAACUUAUGGAAUUGGCCAGCAAACAAGAGUGCUUCUCCCGCCAGCGACCCGAUCUGGUUUGCUGCCCACGCGAGACGAAUAUCAUACCGCCAUUGGCACUCAGGAUCAGUAAUGAGACCACCAAUGUCACGAGCAGCACCACUACGCUGAAACUGCUGCCCCGCACCACGCCACGCCCACCGAGCGGUGUCGACCAGCUGCCCCAGCAUCCGUAUUGCGGCUCCGCGUUCUCGUUCCGCUUGGUCGGUGGUCAUAAUACCGGACUCUUCGAGUUCCCGUGGACCACUCUGCUGGAGUACGAUACAGUGGGCGGUGGCAAGGACUAUGCAUGCGGCGCAUCUUUUAUCGGCCAGAGAUGGCUCUUAACAGCCGCCCACUGCAUCCAUACAAUGGGCAGGAAUCUUACCGCAGCCAUUCUGGGCGAAUGGAACCGGGACACCGAUCCGGAUUGCGAGAAUGAUCUGAAUGGCUUACGCGAAUGUGCUCCGCCACAUAUCCGGGUGACCAUCGAUCGGAUACUGCCGCAUGCGCAGUACUCGGAAUUGAACUAUAGGAACGAUAUAGCCCUGCUGCGCUUAUCACGUCCAGUAAACUGGCUGCAGAUGCAGUAUCUGGAGCCCGUCUGUUUGCCACCGCAGAGGGGCAGGUAUGCCAAUCAGCUGGCCGGCUCAGCCGCCGAUGUUUCCGGCUGGGGCAAAACCGAGUCCAGCGGCAGCAGCAAGAUCAAGCAAAAGGCGAUGCUGCACAUCCAGCCGCAGGAUCAGUGCCAGGAGGCGUUCUACAAGGACACCAAUAUUACGCUCGCCGAUAGUCAGAUGUGUGCCGGCGGCGAGAUUGGCGUGGACUCCUGCAGUGGUGACUCCGGCGGACCACUGACCGUGGAGGCGAGCACGGCGAGCGGCAAUCGGUAUGUCUAUCUGGCCGGAGUGGUCUCCAUUGGACGGAAGCACUGUGGCACGGCGUUGUUUUCCGGAAUUUACACCCGGGUCAGCAGCUACAUGGACUGGAUAGAAAGCACCAUUCGAGCCAAUCGCAUUUAAGAUACUUUCGUUCCCGUUUCCGGUUCCCGUUUUCGGCAUCCAUAACGCAAAGUCAAGCUCAUUGUGACCUUCAAUGACAUUAAAAGCAAUUUUUUUAAAAUACAUA